Messenger RNA from Orbicella faveolata, 7375 nucleotides. RefSeq lists its product as uncharacterized. Gene Ontology annotation, molecular function: protein binding; histone methyltransferase activity; RNA polymerase II transcription regulatory region sequence-specific DNA binding. The record is from RefSeq and is a predicted model, not a curated record. Gene Ontology annotation, cellular component: nucleus. Gene Ontology annotation, biological process: regulation of transcription by RNA polymerase II. Lineage: Eukaryota; Metazoa; Cnidaria; Anthozoa; Scleractinia; Merulinidae.
AGCUCAGUUAAUAAGAGCUAAAUCUCAAACCUCGGCCUUGUCGUAUUGACCUCGCUAUAACGCGCUCGGUCAUUACGCCAUAGUCUCGGUCUGAGAUUUUUCCGUAAAGACCUCACGGUCACAUCGGGCCAUGAAAAUUUGGCCGUAUUGGUUUCAACUCACCAUCAGGGUAGUACGUGGUGUAAGCUCUCAGUGACACGUGAUGGGCCCUGUGUACGCGGGAGAUGAUGCAUGCUGGGAAUUCGUGGUAAGCGCGCGUUUUUCGCGCCAUAUUCAUUCAGUGUGCUGGACUGUCGCCGAACAAUGGCCUAUGCUCUUACUGAGAUGCCUGUACAGAUAGUACAACUACUGACAGAACCAGACCUUCUACCAAAAUUUCAAUAUCUGUUUGAGAAAGAACAUGGGCCAGUACCCUUUGAGGACUCUGAGACAAGUUCUGAUGUAGAACCUCAAGUGGACAGUGAAGAUGAAAAGAGUCUUGACAUGGUUUUUUGUGAGGAUGCUGAGGCAAAUUCUGAUAUCAAACAUGAAGCAAACAGCGAAGAGGAAGACAUAACAAAUGUUGACAUUGUCCCUUGUGAGGAUCAAAAAACAACGUGUGAUGCCAAAGGUCAAGUGAAUACUGAAGUGGAAGUACUUAGAGACACACUCUCUUGUGAGGACUCUUAUGCAAGUUUUGAUGUCAGGGCUGAAGUCAACAGUGAAGAGGAAGGAGUUAUUGACAUUGUCUCUUGUGAGGAAGAAGAAGUUGAUGUUGUCUCAUGUGAGGGGUCUAACACAACUUCUGAUGUCAAAGCUGAAGUCAACAAUGAAGAAGAAGGAGUUAUUGACAUUGCCUCUUAUGAGGAGGGAAAAGUUGUUGAUGCUUUCCCUUGUGAGGGCUUUGAAGAACCGAUUGUACCCUCUGAUGCUGCUGCUGCUGGUAUACCCAGAUGUGAACCAAGAAUUCAGGAAUUUUCAAUUCCUUUGGAGAAACUAAGAUUUACUACAAAUUGCAUCAACAAGAGAAUAGAACUGGAAGAGGAUGAGUAUAUUUUUUGCAGUCAGUGUGACAAACUGCGCAUUGGUAAUUGUUCCGUUCAUGGUAGUUUGAAGUGGGUUAAGGAACCCACAGAUGUGUUCGUAAAAGAAGGACUGACGAAAGCAAGGUCCACUAUUCCAAGUAACAUGGAUUUGAAGACUUCAAGUAUACCGGAUGCCGGAUUGGGAAUCUUUGCCAAAGAGAGAUUUGAAAGUGAUGUAGUCUUUGGCCCUUACUGGGGCCAAAAGAUAGGCGUGACAGAUGUAACUCCAAGCAUGGAUCAGAGCUACAUGUGGGAUAUAAUUGAAAAUGGACGUGUCACGCAUGUUGUUGAUGCUCGGGAUGAGGAAAACAGUAAUUGGCUACGUUUUGUGAACUGUGCCCGUAAUGAUGAUGAGCAGAAUCUUGUAGCCUUCCAGUUCCGAGGUGAAAUUUACUAUCGCGCCUACAAGACAAUUGAGCCCGGCAUGGAGCUCCUGGUGUGGUACGGAGACAGAUACGCUUGCGAUUUGGAUAUAUUAAAUAAAGAUGAAUCUGACAAAAUUGCAGAUGGACCGAUACAGUGUCAAAAGUGCUUCAUGGUCUGUUCAGGACCAUCUUCCCUGGCCACUCACAACAAGUUCCGCUGUCAAAUAAACAACGAGCACCACCUCUGGCGGUGCAUCCACUGCGACAGAAGCUUUAAAACACCUCAAAGUCUACAAAGACACAAGAACAUCCAUAAAGGCCUCAAGCCUUAUGCAUGUCGGAUUUGUGGCAAAGUCUUCUCCCAUCCAUCGUCGAGAAAUAGGCACCAUAGCCUGCACUUCAAUAUGAUUUGCAGUUGCAAGAUGUGUGGCAUGGUGUUUAGCAAUUCAAUUAGUCUUGGACACCAUGAAAAGACAGUUCACGCAUACAGACGUCUUUCCAAUGGCAAGUUUGAAUGUACUGAAUGUGACAAAGCGUUUGCUGACUGGAAAUGUCUGAGGCGGCACAAGAAACGGUUGCUACACAGGAAUGCUGAUGCAUGUACGUGCAAAACAUGCGGUAAGCUCUUUCGAAAGAAAGAGAAUUUACUUAGGCAUGAAGCUUUGCAUAAGCCUUCCUUCCUUGCAGAACCCUACAAGUGUCAGCAUUGCGGUCUUUGUUUCACGUCUGGAAUUGGUUUAUCUAAUCACAAGAGAAUUCAUGUUAACAAAAACGUGAGCGAAGGCAAGUCUGACAAAGGAGGGAUUUCUCAGAAGACAACUUCAAACUCUGUGCAGAAUUUUCCCACAAAAGGUUUAUUGGUAGUAAGAGGUAAAAAGUACUCGACCUGCCAUGUUUGCCAGAUUUGUAAGGCUCCCUUUGCUUAUUCUUUCAACUUAGCAAGGCACAUUCGAGAAAAGCACCCACGGGUUAAGAUUAUCAAGUGUAGAAAGUGCGCAAAGGUGUGUGUUUCUAAACGUGAGUUAGCUGUACACAUUGCCAUGAAACAUGAAACAAGAAAAUAUGACUCCAAACAAUCCUCACUUGAAUCUGUUAAAUGCAGUCAGUGUAACUUUACGUUUCCAGAAUGUCAGCUACUCAAUCACGCAUGCGUUUACCAAAAGGCAAAGGUGAACGAAGGUACAACGACGCAGGACUCCGAGUCCAAGAGAACUGUGCAAGCAUCAGAUGGAAAACACAACAUAUCUCAGAGACCUUCGCAAGAUCAAACAGUAUACAGCAGCGUGGAGUUUAGAUGUGAAUUCUGUACCAAAGGUUUUCCUUCUUUGUCCUUGAUGCAUUGCCACAGGGCUGCCCACUUUAGGAAGAAAAAUCCAACCCUGCCGGUUUCGCUUGGUGUGACAUCCAAAGUGUCAAAUAAGGAAAGUCCAUACAUUUACCGAAAGGUAUCGAUGAACGAAGGUGCCACCGCGCAGGAAUCCGAGUCCGCGAGAACUAUGCAAGCAUUAGACGGCAAAUACAACAUUUCCCAGAGUUCUUCUCAAGAUCAUACAGCAUACAGUAGUGAGAAGUUUAGAUGCGAAUUCUGUGCUAAAGUUUUUUCUUCUUUGUCCUUGAUGUAUUGCCACAGAGCUGCCCACUUUAGGAAGAAAAAUCGAGCACUACUGAAUCCGUUUGGUGUCUCAUCCAUAACGCCAAAUAAGGAAACUCCACGCCUGGACACGGCUCAACCCAGGAAUGGACAGUUCACAUGUGGAGUUUGCUGUAAAGAGUUCCCUUCUUUGCGGUUGAUGCACUGCCACAAAGGUUGCCAUUUUCGGAAAAAGAAACGAGUUCGAGAAAUGUCCUGUGAUCGUUGUGACAAACCAUUCAAUUCGAAAGAAUCACUGCGCCAGCAUAAAUGCCACCGUGCUGAAAAUGCCCUAAGUGUCUCUUGGUCUUCUGUGAAACGGGUCGAAAGUUCAGCUGUCCAUUGUAAGGUCUACAACGAAUCUUUCCAUAAGGAAACAUCUUUACGCUCUCACAUGACUCACCACAGUCGAAACACUUCUCAUUCUAAUCAUUCGUCACCGCCAAAUCCAUCACCCAAAUCUUCAAAAUUUCUAUCAGAAGAUAAACGCUUCAAAUGCGAUGUUUGUGCAAGAGAAUUCACCUCAAAAGAUUCAUUGAGAUCGCAUAAAAGUCAUCACUCUCGGUUUGGUAAGAUGCAGGUUACUUUACCCAAACAAGUCGUUGAUGCAAAUACACAGGAACCUCGUGUUUGUAAAGUUUGCUGCGAGUCAUUCCAGUCCAGACGUUCCUUGUCUCAACACAAGCGUUCGCAUGCUGGAAUAAAAACCGCUUUUGCGUGCCCUUUCUGUCGUAAAGGGUUUUCGUUUAAGCAAAAUUUAUUGCGACACAAACGAAAUCAGCACGAUCGGCCAUACAAAUGUCAACGCUGUGGUGAAGGAUUCCGAACUGUUCAGGGACGACUAAGACACUUUUUGAAACACGACUCUGUAAAGCAGGACCAGAAGUGCCCUUCAUCGACCGAGACUGAUCCAGUGAAAUGUGAAGCGUUAAGGGUUCCACAGAUUUGUUGUCUGCAUUGUGAUAAGCGAUUCAUGACGUGCAAGGGUCGCUACAAACACAUGCGAAAGUACCAUAGUGAGGAGAGCAAAGUUGGACUUUGGAAAUGCCCGUACUGUAGUGAAGUAUUCCAGAAUGGCAGUGCUAUGAAAAAGCAUGUCAAGAAUAAACACGCCAAGAGGAAGAGGUCUGAAGAUCAACAAGGGUGCAAGAAAGAAGACAAAGAUGGCAUCGAGACGACCAACAGCAAAGUGGCCGAGAGAACACACACGUGUUCAGAAGCAGAUACGAUUGCCCCUUGGAAAUGCGAGUUCUGUAGUAAGGUAUUUCAGAGCGUCAGUGGCAUGAAAAAACAUGUCAAGAAAAACCACUCCAAGAGGAGGAAGUCUGAAGCUUCUCGCCAAGGGUGUAAGCCACAGGAGAAAGAUGGCAUCGAGACCACUAACAGCAAAGUAACCGGGAGAACGCAGUCGUGGUCAGAAUGGCUAAAUAUUGCUCCUUGGAAAUGCCGGUUCUGCAGUAAGGUAUUCCCUAGUGUCAGUGGUGUGGAAAAACAUGUCAAGAAAAAACACCUCAAGAGAAGGAAGUCUGAAGUAUCUCAUCAAGGGUGUAAGCCAGAGGAGAAAGAUGACAUCGAGAUCAACAACAGCAAAGCGACCGAGAGAACGCAGUCGUGGUCAGAAUGGGUAAAACUUGCUCCUUGGAAAUGCCAGUUCUGCAGUAAGGUAUGCCAGAGUGUCAGUUGUAUGCAAAAACAUGUCAAGAAAAGACACUCCAGUCGGAUAAAGUCUGAAGCAUCUCACAAAGUGUGCAAGCCAGAGGAGAAAGAUGGCAUCGAGAUCGACAACAGCAACGUAACCGAGAGAACGCAGUCGUGGUCAGUACCGGCAAAAAUUGCUCCUUGGAAAUGCCAGUUCUGCAGUAAGGUCUUCCAGAGUGUAAGUGGUAUGAAAAAACACGUCACGAAAAAGCACUCCAGGAAGAAGAGGUAUCAAUCUCCUGAGCAAGACUGCAAGCAGGAAGGAAAAGAUGGCACUGAGGUCACCAACAGUGGAACGACCCUGGGAGCACUGGAAGUGUGCCGUCGUUGCAAAGCUCGAUUCUUUGCAUUCGGAAGUGGCAACAAAUGUGUCUAUUGUAUUCAUUGUAAUAAAGAAUUGUCUCUCGAAGGAAAUGACAACGGGUCUGGGUGUGAAGACGAGUUUGUCAGUAGUGUUAUUCAGGACGAGAUGCAUUGCCUUCGUCAGAAGAAAAAUGGUCAAUUAUUGGCCUCAGCAAGGGCGUUCAAGUGCCAAUACUGCCAAAAAGGCGUUUCUAAAAUUAAUAGCCUUUACAAGCACAUCAUGAUUGCACACGGAAAGGAAUUUGGAUCGAAUUAUCAUGGUUCAUGCACACGCUUUGUUAAUCAGUCUGAAAGGAAGAACAGCUCUAUUCCCCAAGCUUGUGCAGCAAAUGUAAGCGUAAAGGCUUUCCAGAAUUGUGAAGAUCACAGCGUAGCCAGGAAUCUUAAUGCUCAGCCAAGAGGGGUGAAAUUCAAGACGGUUAGAAUGAAAGCGGGUACACGAGGGACAAAACACACCGUCCAAUGUAAUCGGUUUAGAUGCUGGUACUCUAGAAGAGAGUUCCUUAGUAGAGGUUGCCGUGGCAGACAUGAGAUAAAAUCGCAUGGAAAUCAAGUUGCACCUUCGUCUUUGCGGCCCAAACUUGAUGUGGAUAAGACUUUCAUCAGCAAAACUUUGCACGAGAGGCCACUAUGGAGUAAAGAUGAAAAUAACCGCGAGGGUAAAUCAAGAGCUUGUAUAGAUGGACCGCACGCAAAAAAGUGCUAUCCAAGGAACAAGGCAUUUCCGUGCGAAUAUUGCCCUAAGCAAUUCCUCCAAGUUACUAGUCGUUACAGACACGUUAUGCUUGCACACACUGGAGUUACCAACGCCUUUUCCAAGGUCUGCCAGUUGAAACCACAAGUUCCCACUGACAAGACUAGUGCAGCAAUGCCGUUGUUUUGCAGUGAUCGAAGCAUUGCAUCUUCAUCAACUCCUAUAAAAAGAAAGAAAGACGUAUCAAACUUAGAUUGUCAACCUGAAAACAAGAAAUUCAGAAGGCACGAUGUCAACUUCGGAUCUGGCGACCCUGCGGGAAUGUGGUCCUUCAAUAGGCAAACUGUAACUAGCAGUAAACCAUUUCCGUGCGAAUUUUGUGACAAGAGAUUCUCUACGUUCAGUCUCCAAUACAAGCACUUUUUCCUUGUUCAUUCUGGGUCUCAAGCCUUAGCCGAUCAAGGGGUCACGGAUUCGAAGGCAUUGCCGACUAUGAAGGUUUCCGAGUUGUCAGACUCGUUCAAUGCUGUAUGCAACGAAAGUGCGUCCAGUUACUCUCAUGGAGACCCAACAAGGCGACAUAUUUCCCCUUCACAAAGAAACAUCCUUCGAGAUGGUAGUUCCGAUGCUGGAAACUGCCUUAAGACUAGACCUUCCGUGGCUGUAACGACCAGUGAACCAUACAAAUGUGAGAUUUGUUGUACAACUCUCCGCACAAAAAGCGAAUGGAGUAAACACGUUGACAAAAUUCAUCAUGGGUACACUGGCGAAUCCUCGUGCAAUAUCAAGAGAUUGCCCAGACAGCCGUUGAGAACCAUUUUGUGGUCUUUACAGAGCAAGAGCAAUCUCAAAUCUUUGCGAAAACGACACGUAUCUUGUCCCGAGGUAACAUGCGACAAACAAGAUGAAGUGUCAUCAAUACGUCCAGGAAAAUUUGUCAAGCCCAAGUCCAAGAAGAGAUUCAAGUGCGAGAUCUGUCACUCCUUGUUUACCCAGAAAAGAUCCGUUCUUCGUCACAUGAACAGCCGACAUAAUGAUGAAAAACCCUUCCAGUGUGCCAUUUGUGGAUAUGCCGCCAAGAGGAAAGACCACCUUUCCGCACACGAGCGUUCACAUUUUAGUUAGGGUAAAAAUUGUGGCGAAUAAUUGUACUCGGUGUUCGGCAUUUAGUUUUGUCAUUAGAGAAAUUGGGGAUAUAGUGAUUUUUUAUUUACUGCAAUGUAUUACCAAAUCCCUCAAAUUUAUUUAUUGUGUAAUAGCAUAAAAAUUCAAGUUAUUUCCAGUCAGCAGUGUUUGCAUUUCGACAAGUUAAAGGUGAUCAAAGUUAGCUAUUUUUAUCUUUGUAAAUAGCAAAUUUCUCGGAAUCUUUAAAGUUUUGAAGACUUAGCAAUGUGAUUUCCACUGCUGUAAGAGAGGUUAUUUGGUACCUGCAGAUCGUUUUAAAGAAAUUUUCCCUCAAUCUCGUUUGCAGGAUUUUAUCCUUAAUUAAUAUAAUAGUUUAUAAGUUUUGUCAAAUUUAUGCUUUUAUAUAGUUUAUAAUGGAAUAAAUGUCUUCUAUGGA